GAAGUCUCAUAACAGCCAUGAGCAAAAAAAACCGAAUUUUAUAAGUGAACGAAUGGUUGUAACACCAAUCCAGACGAAGUGAAUAAGAAGUCAAUCGUAAUUUUGCCGUCUGUGAAUAAUAUCAGGAUGCGUAUGGAGUCAUUAUGGAUGAAUUUUGUCUUGGUUAUCGUUUUCGUAACGUCGAAAUCAUAUGCCGCUAGUUCGAACUCUGGCUUCGUCACAAGCGUGUUGCCAAGCACAUCUACGAGUAUUCUGUACCAAAGCAUCCAAAACAUUACAUCGGGUAAAAUUGGUGGAUUUACUACCACAAUAAAAUCGUCGAAUUCGGCAUAUAAUGUGACAACACAUGGUGAACUGCCCAGCAGUGCAACAUCAACUACACUAUCCAGCAGUAUUUUGAGGACAGAAACUCACACUUUACAGAGUUCUAAAAGUAGCAGUCUCAAUUACACUGGUAUUGGAGCUGUUAUGACAACACUGAGUUCAAAUCAUUAUUUAGGGACUCCAUCUUUAAAUGGCUCAAGUGGGAGAAUGGUUUCUGAUAUAAGUGAAACAAAAAUAACAUCUUCUUCAUCCUAUCUGCAACAAACAUCCACACUGUCAAAUAAGUCAUACAGUACCAUUGCUGCCUCUUCUGUGGCAAACCUAUCAAAUGAUAUUUCUUCUACUAGGACAUCAUUGUUGCCGCAGAUGUCAUCACCUAUAGCAAAAGUAAUACCUAGUGAAAGCCAGUUGUCUCAUACCAUAAUUACUAAUAAUUCUUCAACAGGACUGCCCAGUCAAUCAAUUAGAGAAUCAACAACCGUUUCAAAUCUGACGGCAACAAUAUCUCCAACCACCUUAAGCAAAAGCAUGGUAUUCAAUGCCACACAGCAAUCUGCAACUACCAUGGGACAUGGCACCACUGUCACGGAAUCAGUUAAAUCCAGUGUUCAUGCAGUAAAUGCUACACUUGCAACAACUUUUCCAGCUUCAAAUGCAGCAAUAACUGCAACCAUCCAAACUCAAAGUAUUGUUGUAAAGUCAACUCAGCAAACUGCAGCUGUAUCAAGCUCAAAAUUACAUGCUCUCAACCAGUCGGUUUCUGAUACAUUGGCUAUGUCACCCUCAAGGGGUGUUAAUCAAACCUCAGUGCUGAUGUCAUCUAAAAGUUUUACUGUACAAACUGUACCUCUGCUGCCAAGUUCUGUGGUCCUAGAAGGCAACCUAUCAUUGUCAACAGUUAAAGAUAAAAGAUCAAACUCUGUUUUGCCCAAAACUGUCACAAGCCACUCAUCAUCAAUUUUACUGUCUAGUACAGGUGGAUUUACAUCAAGUUCAGUGGCCUCAAAAGAUACCACAGUCCAGUCUUCAGUGAUUGUUCUGCAUAACACUUCAACUGUAACUUUCCGUCAAAGUUCAGUGAGUGUUGUUACAACUGAUGGAUUAUCAAGUUCAUUUACUUCAUUUACCUCAAAAAGUGUUCCUUCAGUGACUCUUGAGGCUUCCUCGAGUUUAGCAUUCUCACAGAAUGAUACAAGUCAAUCAAAAAAGCAAUCAGCAGUGUUUCCCACAGCAUCUGUAUCUCUAAAGAAGUCAUCUCCGAAGGACGAGUUUGUGGUCACCUCCUAUGCCACCCCUUGUUAUAUAUAUUACGUGGUGGAAAAGACUGUCCUGCCUGUUGCAACAAGUAAUAACACUGCAGCUCCAUCAACGCCAACAACGCCAAGAAUUACAAUGGAGAUAGGAAGUCCAUCCAAGAUGCAGUCAGGAUUGCCAACAGUGACAUUGACACAUUCUCCUGCUAUGACAACUCAAGCACAGACCCAGGCAUCUGUUUCUACUGAUAGGGUAAUAUCUUCAACAUGGUUAGUGGGAGUAACAACAAAAAGCACCGAGAGAACUUCAACGAAGUUGCCAAGUGACGCCUCUCCUUCAGACAUAGGUUCCAUACCCACUUCUACUGCUGGAAAAAUUGUAAACACAGUCAGCUUGACAUUGCCAUCUGUGGUGACUGUGGUAAAGCCUAAUAGUACCUUGAAGGAUAUAGGGACUGCUAUGGUGGCAAGCACUCCUGAAACAGAAAUCUUUUCAACUUACUCUCAAUCUAAACCAUCUAAACCUGGUACAUCAACUGCCUCGGUAAGUGACUUGCAUGUUACACCCACUGCUAACGAGACUCUAGCCACUGAAGUCACAUCAUCUGUUAGCAUCACACCAGUUGUUACCAGUGCACGUAUUUCAGUUCCGAGGAACAUGUCUUCUACGACUGUAAUUAGAGUGUCUUCAAACAAAACUCGUGCAACAAGUUCACAGACAUCAUCAAUUAAUUCCGACAUAUCUGGUGACAGUUCACCAUCAACUGCUCAGUCAUUUAAUAUCUUUGUUUCUCCAUCAAAAUCCGGGACAGAAGGAAAAAGCAUCAACACAAGUCAGCAUGCAAUCCUGCUUUUAUCAAAAUCUGGAUCGUCAAGCACGUAUAUGGGAAGUUCAAGUCAUAGAAAAGUUGCGUCAAGUCCGUCUAAGAUAAUAAAUAUUACUGGAUCUUCAGAUGUUUUGAAGAAAAAUGCGACAGCAUUAACGCCACUGCCAUCUCCAACGACAAGUGGAAAUCUUCAGUCUGUUGCUUCGAACAAAACGUUAUCCACCAACCUUAAUUCAACACCUGUGUUCAUUGGUUCACUAGCCAUCUCAAGUAGUCAAACUGAGACUCUCUUGACGAAACACCUAGAUCUAAAUUUGAGUGUUACUACUAGUGCCUCACAUGCAAUGGGGAAAGUAUUAUCAACUGAAACUCAGGUGAAUGUUACUAGUUCUCUUUUGAGCAGCAUCCCACCAGUAGCAGCCUCAAGUUUGUCGGCUGUUAAAGACAAUAAAACCGUUUCUACUGUCGUAGAGAAUAUCCCAUCCGCCUCGGAAAUGCCUGUGCCGUCUCAUACCAGUACUAAUCUUGAAGCUCCGCAGUCUUUUGUUGGAAUUGGCGGCAGUAUUGUCGGGGUAAAAUCAGGAUUGAUAAUAUUUCAUGCUACGACAUCACUUCAACAAGGUGGAGUGACUCUUGCGUCUGGUAGCACCACUCAAGUUCCUGCCUCAUUGCCGGUUUCGCUGAUAGAGGGCACAUCUUCGGCUGGAGAACAAUUUUUGUCGUCAUCAUCAGCUAUUUUGGAGGCUUCGGCAUCAAUACUUCCUGGUGAAAAACGUAGAAAAAAACGAGCUGCUGGAGAGUUUGGUUUUGCAGCAUCAGGUAAUCAAUCCUUGUCCUCCCUCACACUAAAUCACUCAGUAACGGCGACUGUGGCUUCCACAACUUUACAUUCUGGUCAAGCAGAUUCAAUUGUACUGUCUUCGCCUAUGACCAGUCAAACGCUUCUGAAAGCCAACAGUUCGUCACAGUCAGCUGAAGGUGGAAUUACGAUUUCAUCCUCUUCGGAAAUGCAUUUACCGUCUCUUACCAGCUCUAGUGUCGUUGCUCCACAGUCUUUUGUUGGUAUUGGCAGUGUUGUCGGAAUAAAAUCAGCUAUAAUAAAAUUUCCAACUACGACAUCGUCUCAGUUAGGUGGAGUGACUCUUGCAUCUAAUAGCAGCACUCAAGUUGCUGCUCGAACAUCGGUUUCGGUGGUAGACGUCCCUGUUCCUAUGUCGGUGACGAGGUCAUCCGUACAGCCACCGUCAGUCUCACUGGGCAACAGCUCCAAUCUAGUGGAUGCAUCUCACUCAUUACCUCCAGAAAACUCGACUUCUACCGUUCCCACCCUUGCGGCUUCACCCAGCUCUAGUCAUUCCUCAUAUCAAGAAUCCGCCGUCAAUGGCACGAGUGUUCCGACCUCUGUUUUGAUCUCACCAAGUAGCGCAACGAACAGCUUUUAUCUGUCACCGUCAGAACCUGGUAAUAAUAUAGGCAGCCACUCUGUCAUGGCUACACGAAGCCUUUCCUCAGUUCCUGAGUUACCCUCAAAAUCAUCACCAGGAGCAGUGGAGUCCUCUUUACCUCGUUCAGUGACAACUGAGCCUACGAUGGGUACGUUGAUCUCAUCCACGUUUGUGUAUAAUGGAACUCUGCCUCCAACAUCAUCCUUGGAUUUGAAAAUAUCGUCUUCUGCCAUAUUGGUUAACACCUCAUCCAUGGAAGGUCACUCAUUCACAAGUGUGUCGUCAAUCGUACAAAAUGUCUCAGCAAGUGUGGCUAUCUCGUUAAUGGUUACUGAUUUUGUUAGGAGCUCUCAAACACUUUCCUCGGAUUUCAAGUCAUCUUUAACUGCAUCGAUUGUUGAAAGAACUUCAUCUCUCAUCUCAACAUUUGAUGUUGAUAAAACUUUUUCCUCCACUUACACCUCGGAUAUAAGGACUUCAUCUGCUGCUGCGGGUGUUAGUCAACCAUCUUCACUUGCCUCCUUGAGAAGGAGCCCGACACAGCAGCCAUCAAACGCAAGUGUAAUAUUUUCUUCGACAUCAAUGGUCGGAAGUUCUUCAGUUACAUUCGCUUCAUCGGUGUCAAAUGUAACCAAGAACGUCACCGUCUCAUCCUUCUCGUCCCAGUCUCCAUCAUCCAUUCCCUUUCCAAGUGAAACUGUUGGGGUUAUUUCAAGUUCUGUCAUGUCUCCAGCACCAACGUCAGUAAUGAAAAGCAGUGCUGUAGUUAGCCCCUCUAUGACUAUAACCACAAAUUCACGUGUUUAUAAACCACCUUUAGUUACUAUUUCGAGUCUUGGGAUGUGCUACGUUGUGUAUACCACGAGGAUAGUACAGCCAACUUUGGUAACAACACAAUCAUUCACUGUGUCAUCUACAGCUACAGUGAAUGCGAACUUUACAUCGGGAUUUUUGGCAAAUGCGACUGCUAGUCACUUGUCAACACCCGUAUCACUUAAUGUCAGCACCUCAGUAGUUGUCCGCCCAACCCUCCAGGUUAAUUUCACAAGCACCGAAUUUUCCCGAAUGUAUCUUUCUACCACAAUGUUUUCGAAUUUUACUUUAAAACCCAGCAGUACUUCUACCGUUGUUUCUGGCAACUCCAGCGUACUUUCCAUCAAGACAACUACGUCACGUGCUGUCUCCACUGUCAUCAAAUCAAGCUCUGUGUCUGAAACGCUCAACGUCUCUCAGUCAGUAUCCAAAGGGACCAUUCAUGUCAUCAGCGUUGAGAAAACAGCCAUUCCUACUUCUUCAUUUCAAUCAAAGAGUCCAUCUGUGGUCGGCACAGACGUCCUAUCCUCCCCGGGGUUAUCAUCUUCCACCCCGCCACCAACAACUCAACACCUUUCGCCCACAGCAGCAGCUUCCCAAGUGGUGUCAAGCUCUGUGGCUGUACCCACGCCUCAGCCUUUAGAUCCAUCUCUGUUGGUAGAAACGAUCGUGAAAGUGCCUAACGACAGAGAUAUUCAGUCACCAGAAUUCAAAUCGGAGCUGGAAGUUAAUCUCGCAAAGGCAUAUUCCUUCGCUUUAGUGACGACCAGAAGGCAAAGAAGGGCAACACCCGAAAUCAAUGUAACUAUCGACAACAUGGAGCGUGUGAACAAUGGAGAGGUCGUCAAUGUAACCUUUUUCGUCUCUCAAGACGAUAGGAAGGUUCCUGCAUCCGAGGCUGUUCAAGCCUAUCAGAGGUUAACAAAGGCCGAGUUAGGAAACUUCAUCAACUUCGAAGUUGUUAACAUGCCUGAGGCCUUGGUAGUACUACCAACUACAUCACCUCCAUCGUAUAUCCUUGUAUCCUUAAUCAUUGCAUCGUCUGCGAGUGAGAACAUCUCCGCUCCAGCGAAUAAAAAGAAGCUGGAAGAUAACCUGGCUGCCUAUUACGGAAAGCAGAAGCAGUUAGCAACCCCUGUUACCGCUACAAUCAAGACUAUCAUCCAUGAACCAAAUAACAUUGUGUACCUGGAAUUUUACAUCUCUGUUGAUGGCACUCCUGUUAAUGCAACUGAUGUGGUCGAAACCUUUAAAGUUCCUCAUGUCAACUUGCUCAACACAGAUCUUGAAGUUGAGGUCUUGGUCCAGGUUUACAUUCCUGACUCGCUCACUGCUACUGAAGCGGAUCACGUCAUCAUAGGUGUUAGUGUAUCGGAAAGUGUGGAUUUAACCAGCGCCUCGUUCAGAAGUGACCUAGCGAGCAAACUUGCUACGGUGUAUCAGAACGCUAAGGGCAAGAUCAGUUCGCGGAGAAAGAAACGCAGCGGAAGCACAAGCGCAACUAUUAAAGACGCUGUCAGAAAAACUGAUUCCCAGGCCUCUGAAGUAGAUGUUACGUUUUUCAUGUUUGACUCUGGUAAAGUUGUGAACUCCAGUUAUGUGGUGUCUGUCAUGAAUCGACUGAGCACCAGCCAGAUGACCUCAUUAACCAGACCAUAUGCGAUCCUAACUGCUCCCAGACAAGCAGUAGUGCCGACCACUGAAAUACCGCCCACCGUGGCUUCAUCACCAAUCAAAUGGUGGAUUAUUCCUGCGGUCAUCUGCCCAGUUCUAUUGAUUAUUAUUAUAGUGUUGUUAAUCUGGUGGCGAUGGAAGAAAGGAGCACCGACAUCUAAGGUUGAUCCACAUAUGGUUGAAAUGUUGGAAAAAGACAAGAGAAGGCCUGUCCAUGGUUUAGCUCCUUACACCGAACCAGGAGUAUCUACAGGUAAGCCAACGGCUUUUAUAACGCUUUCCCCAACCUCUGGUGCUGAUGGUGAGGAUGCUAACGAAAAAUCCAGAAGAAGAGAAACUUCUUUGCGGAGAAAGGUUCCCAAGCGACCAAUACAGAAACUACCGGUUAGGGAACAAAGGCAGACAAACCCCGCCUUUGAGGAAGAGGAAGAAGAAGAAGGUGAAGAAAACUCAGUAUCUGUCACACCUACUGGAAGUACUGAGGCGUUAACAAAAGGAAAAACGUCAGCAAAACCACCACCGGUCUCCAGAGAGCACCCUCCGGCCCAACCUCAGAGGCCUGUGGAACGAUCUGAACUGGACAGCGAAGAAGAUAGUCAGCUCUCCGAAGAAGAGUCCGAGUCUGAACCCGAAAGUGUAGCGCCACCUGAAAAGCCAAGCCAUUCACCGGGCCAAAUACCAACUGUUGCCGUAAUGAGUGAGGCUAGCGGUCCCCCACGUUAUCCCCCUGUGCGGUUCCGUUCCUCAGUACAUCCCGCCCCAAGCCUUCCCCCAUUAGAUCCGAAGCAGAAAUCUUUGGUUGGAGUUAAAGUAGAGCCGCCAUCCGAAGAUGACUCUUCAAGAGGCCGCCGAAAAGGCAAAGGGAAGAGAAAAGAGUUGGAACAGAGAGCGGCCUGGGAACGGCAAAAGAACAAGCAAAGACUGCGAGAAAGGAAGCGUAAUGAUUCUCGAAGCCCAGGAAGUGCAGUUGUUAGCGAGAGGAGAGCCUGGGAUAGAGCUCAGCAUGACAUCGACGAUGCUCUCGGAGACGAUGAUGCGGAGCGAGUGAUCACUGGAAAGAAGCGAAAACCACGAAGAAAACGUCCCCCAAGCAGUUCAGUGGCUACGGAUGAAGAAGGAGUGCCGCAUCUGAAGAGUUACCGCAAACUGAAAAGUCCGAAAACAGCAUCCUCUACGAGUACACGGGACCGUGACAAGAAGCGCGGGAAUUCUGUGGACUCGGCCUCGAAUCCGUCAAGCGAAGAGGAAUCCGAGAUUGACAUGAAUGAAACACGUAGACGUAUGCACGCUAUGCUUGAUGACGCUUUCUCCCUAUUAGGACCACAGUCCGCGAAGAAACCUGAAAAAAUACCCGAGGGACAUCCUUCGCAUCCCGCCCCCCAUCCCACACAGGUAUAUUCCUCGACCCCAGCUCGUCCAGCUGUUAUUCCAAGAUACACCGGAGGGCAGCCUGCUUUGCCAGAGCCACCCCCAGCCCACGGUCGAGCCACAGAACCGACACCUGGACAGCGGAAGCGCGUUCAGCCAACAAUGCCUGGUUACCCAGUAGGUAUGCCUCAGACCCCUCUUGGCAUGCCGGGUUACCCAGGCCGCCCUCCUGUACGACCGGUUGUGACACGUGAUCCAAUAGUAGUCUGGGACCCUGCAGAUAGACAACGAAUUUUGAACCAGCGGGCGCCGCCUCCGACGUAUGCGUACACAGACCCUAGUGGACAAAAUGUCUAUAUAACCCCAGUGCAACAGCAACGAAGUGAUAUGGGUGGUCUUGUAUGGAGUCCUUUCGCCGCUGAAGACUCAAUGGAUGCACUUUAUCCUGAUUUGGCUCAAGCAAGUUAUCCAGGCGUGCUAGGUACCAGUCCUCCUAAGGACACAAGUUUCCUAUCUCAUCUUCAGGGCAUGCCACCUCACGACACCGUACUCAACAUGUCCGCGAACGGUACUUUUAACCAGCGGGGAUCUACACUCGGACAGUCUCCACAACCUUUAAUUAAAUCAAUAAAAGACGAACUUUUUAGAUUGUCCCAAGGGGCCUCUAGAAAAACACCCAUUACAGAGCUUUAGCAUUGAUAUACGAUUUUUUACCCGAGGUAUUUUAAUGAUCACUGAAUAUUUUAUAUUGAGGAGAAGCAGUGAGGAUAUUUGUCAAGCAGCUGAUUCAAAAAAUUUUACAUUAGAACAGUUUAAAUCCGUUAAAUUGAGUUAACUCACUCAAGUUUACCUACGUUUUCUUUAUUACAUUUACAACAGAAAACAUGAUUGUAGAUAUAUUUAAUAGUGGAAUGUCAUUUAAUAGUAUUACUGAGAAAGCAAAUGGUGUAAAUAAUUCCAUUGGAUUGGGACUGGCUUCCCUUUUUGCCAAUGGCCACUUCUUGAGCACAAUAAAACUAUUUUUGUGGCGUUCGGCGCCGA
Messenger RNA from Pocillopora verrucosa, 8745 nucleotides. RefSeq names its product streptococcal hemagglutinin-like. The record is from RefSeq and is a predicted model, not a curated record. NCBI's taxonomy places the organism in Eukaryota, Metazoa, Cnidaria, Anthozoa, Scleractinia, Pocilloporidae.